Messenger RNA from Wyeomyia smithii (pitcher-plant mosquito), 3706 nucleotides. RefSeq names its product sodium-independent sulfate anion transporter. Bases 1908 to 3659 code for a protein of 583 amino acids. Gene Ontology annotation, cellular component: membrane. Lineage: Eukaryota; Metazoa; Arthropoda; Insecta; Diptera; Culicidae. Gene Ontology annotation, molecular function: sulfate transmembrane transporter activity. Gene Ontology annotation, biological process: transmembrane transport. The record is from RefSeq and is a predicted model, not a curated record. The transcript is spliced from 5 exons.
AAACAUCGCCAAUGGGUAUGCGGACAAAAAAAGGUUGAGAACCGCUGGUCUAUGCGGAAGUUACGGUAAUUUCGUCCCAACAGGACGCUUAAGCAAAACCUAGUGGCUAAAACACGCCUCGCAAAAUUUUUUUUUUAUUUGAUCCGAUUGACAGGCGCGUGCUUAAUAUUGAUGAUAAUAUUUUUAGAGCCAAAAUGGUUUGUUUGAUUGAUAUAGUGUCUUUCCCGAAGUUGUAGAUAAUGAUUUUAUCCUUCUAAAAAAUAUACGCCAAUUUUUUUUUUAAAUUAGUAUUUUGGGAUGGUUAAGUAGUGGGGCAAAUUGAAAUACCGAAAACAUCGAGAGAUUCCAUCCAAUAUGGGUAUUUUUUAGAACCGAGAUGAUAUACAAAAGUAGGAAAUCGACUCCAUAUGUAAUUUUGAAUCCUGAGAUGAUGACCUGGAAAACAGCAUAAAAUGGAAUCGAAAUGAUGCCCAGAAAUCCGCAAUCAACUCCAGACGCCAUUUUUACACCCAAGAUGGUGACUUCUAGUUCAUGGGAAACAACAUUAAAGGACCAAACACUACAUAUGUAUUAUGGUCUUUCCGAAAUUGAGGGUAUGACUGCUUUACGUCAGGUUUUCGGAAAAUAAACUCAAGAUGAUGCCCAGAACUUGACUCCAGACGCCGUGUCGAAGUUUAAGAAAGUGACUUCUGGAUCCUGGAAAACAGCCCAAAAUGACAAGAUCUAAAUAUUUCCGGAUUGAUAAAAUAUGCAUUGGCCGGAAACCAACUCCAGACGUUAUUUCGAAUUCCAAGAUGGUGACUUGUGGUUUCCGGAAAAGAGUUUAAAAUGGAUAUACACCAUCAAAUAUGCGUAUUUCCGGAACCAGAACAAAUUUGCUUUAUCAAACUCAAUUAUCUGUCUUAGGUUUUUUGUCACCAUCCGAAAAAGUCCAUUUUUUUAAUGCAAACAUAUACUACUGUGUCUCAUCACCGACCAAAAAAAAAAAAAAAACAAGUAUAAAUACCUGUAUUAACAUAAGAUUUCUUCAAGAGGAUCGAAAAUCUAAUGAAUUGAAUGAAUCUAAUGUUUUGUUCAUGUAAACGAGUCAACGCUUAAUUUAAGAUAAGUAAGAUUCACUUAAACACCUACUGGUUAGCUCCUAAAUUCAAAAAGCUUUUGCCACAUCUUUAAGACAUUUUUUUUAAACUAAACGAUUGAAAACAAAGUACAUCGAGAAGGUCCUAUGUUUGAUCUAAGAAUCACUCCGCAUCACUUAACCCAAAUAUUUUUUUCCCAAAUAGCCAACACAUGCGAGUAAACAUUAUACUCAUAAUCUAACCUUCAAGUUUGUCUCAAUGCAAUCUUCAUGCAGUUCUAAAAAAAGAUAACAAUGAUGCCACCAUAUCUGCUAUCUGUUCAGCCAUAGUCGGGUGCUAACUAAGCCGUCGUCAGUUGAUAUCGGGCGGACGAUUCUGAAUCACUGAGUACGCACUGACCUCACUGAUAAAUCUGGAAUUGCUCGAAAUAUUCAGACGAGCAUACAGGCAGAAGCUGCAUGAAAGGUCUCUCGUAUGUUUGAUUCAAUUAGCGCCAGUCACCGGAACUUUACUCACGAGCGUGGUCGCUGCAAGUGAUUAGCCGCGAAGCAUCCAUCUCGGGUACACGGAAAGAACAAGAAUUAGGAUUAUAUGAUUUUUUUUGACGACUUCACGGCAAGAUAUCAGCGAUGAAUGUAUGUCGCUGUCGUAUCAGUUUAAUUUUCUAUGUUUAAUUUUUACCGUGCGCAUCAUUUAAAACAAUGUAAUCUAACUGAAGGAAUACUGACAGGAGAUGGAUAGAUGGAUGGCUGAAAUUAGUAGCGGGAGCACUUCUGUACUAGUUGUUCGUUUCGGCAACGUUUUCGAAAAGUUUCGACUAGACUCAUUAUGAGCGACCCGGCGGAAGAAUUGAAGGAACUUAGGACCGUUCCAAAGGUUGCUCGGGAACCGUCGUCGUCGUUCGCGUUUUGCAAUGGUCCCUGCAUUCGCAAACAGUUACGCCGUAGAUUGCAUAUUGUCAACUGGAUUACCUCAUACGAUAAAGAGGAUUUGAUAUCGGAUUUUAUCGCUGGCAUAACGCUGGGUCUGACGAUCAUACCGCAGAGUAUCGCCUACGCAGCGAUCGCUGGAUUGCCCUCUCAAUAUGGCCUUUAUGCGGCUUUCAUGGGCUCUCUGCUGUACGUCAUCUUCGGCACCGUCAAGGAAGUUUCGAUUGGACCAACCAGUUUGAUGGCUCUACUCACCAUCCAAUAUACGGCGGACAAACCGAUUGAGUACGCCGUAAUGUUAGCCUUCUUGGCCGGUAUAAUCGAGCUACUGAUGGGCGUAUUUAAACUUGGCUUCCUGGUGAGCUUCAUACCGAUACCGGUUUCAUCGGCCUUCACCUCCGCCACCUCGUUCAUAAUCAUAGGAACACAGCUGAAGCACCUGCUGGGCAUUUCGACCGCCGGCAAUGGAUUCUUUCAGACCUUGUUCAACUUAUCCAGUCGACUGACCGAGUUUAGGGCGGGAGAUCUUCUGUUGGGCGCGUUUGCCAUAUUGUUUCUUCUAUCGCUUCGCCAGCUGACCCGAAUUCCAAUCAAGGACGAGACUACUGGGGGAAAGUUUCUGAAGAAACUCCUGUGGUACAUUAGUCUGUCGAGGAAUGCGCUGAUUGUGAUCAUAACGUCGGCGGUCGCGUACAACUGGAGCAGCUCAGGCGAGGAGGUCCCCUUCAAGCUAUCCGGACACGUCAAGCCAGGAAUUCCCGGUUUCGAAUUUCCAAUACACAACGUCGAAGCUGGCAACACGACGAUCACGUACUUCGAAGUGGUUAAGGACUUCGGAAGCGGUUUGAUUGUUAUUCCACUGGUGGCAGUACUGGCGAAUGUGUCCAUCGCGAAAGCGUUCACGGCAGGAAAAAUCGUUGACGCUUCACAGGAAAUGAUCGCGCUGGGGUUGUGCAACAUCGUUGGAUCCUGCUUCAGCUCGAUGCCGACUUGUGGAGCCUUCACCCGGUCGGCCGUCAGCCACUCGAGUGGAGUUCGAACUCCACUGGCCGGGAUGUAUUCGGCCGUGCUAACGUUGUUGGCGUUGAGUCUUCUAACACCGUACUUCUACUUCAUACCCAAGACUACCCUGGCUUCAGUGUUGAUCUGUUCAGUGAUGUUCAUGAUCGAUUUCAAAAUUGUGGAUAAACUACGGAAGUCGUCCGUCAUCGAUACGUUAUCGUGGUUUGGUUGCUUUAGUGUUAGCUUGUUUGCUGGCGUUGAAAUUGGCCUGCUGUUUGGAAUCUUGAUCAGCGUAAUGGGACUUCUCAGGGUUUGGGUGCGUCCCGAUAUUCAGCAGCAUCCAGUAGAACAGCAAGGAUUCCGCUAUGUAAAACUAAGCCCAGAGACGGGACUAUUUUUCCCGGCUGUCGAUUUUCUGAGAACCAGCGUAAUCAAGGUGGCUACCGAGCGGCAGCUUCCGGUGGUAAUCGACUGCACCUCAGUGAUUGGAUUGGAUCAUACCUCGGCAAAGGGGCUUAAGGAAUUGACCAAGGAACUAGCGCAGGUACAGCAGAAGUUGAUACUGCUUAACCUCAAACCUCAGCUUCGAAAACUGCUCAAGGAAAAGAAAACAGACGGUUUGUUUACCUACUGGGAAACGACGGAAUGACUACUGCUAACAACAACUGUCAGUUACAAAAUACAGAAUGAAAUCUU